AUGUUGUUUGUGUCAACUUCUACGACACAUCGGGCAUUAACAGACAGCUUCGUUUCGCUCUUUUCUACCACUUCUGCUACCAAUGCUGCUACUUCUACUGUCAUUUCAUCCUCAGUGUCAGAGCCUACGGGUUCAAGCUCAUCACAGGCGACAUUCCCUUCCUUUAACACCGCUCCCAUACUACACUCUACCAGCUCAGCAGCUCCCCUUAACUCUGUUGUCUCCUCUAGUAAGAGAGUGACUACAUCACCACUUUCCUCCUCCUCAAGGAGACCUUCGGCUGCAGGUUCUGUAGCCAUCACCGCCUCAGCAUUCUUGGACGCAAGGACUUCGGUCGCUGUAAUCCAGUCCUCACAGACCACGAUUGCUUCAAAUACCACUACUUCAUUCACUGAAACUCUAUUGCAUACUUCGUUUUCUGAUUCCUCGAGUAUUGAUUCAUCGCAAACCAAAGUGUUGGCAUCCGGUUCAACUACCUCCGAUGAUGCGCCUUCAGACACGAGUACUCCCACAUCGGCGGCCACCAUGUUUGCUUCAGAGCGUACACCCACUAUUACCCACGACUUCAUGAGCCCUAGCAGUGGAGCCACGCCACUUACUGCAUCUUACUCUUCGAGCAUAAUCCAGACCUCAAGUCCAUCCAGAAUAGCAUUCACUCCUUCAACGAGCUCUUCAGCCGCAUCCAAUUUUUCCCAUAGUUAUACUAGCGGUGGAGAUAUAACUUCCAUCACUACAUCGCCAGAUACAGGCUCAACUCCCAAUUCGUCCAGUCAGGCGAACCACAAAUGUGAUUCCUUCAGUAUGCUAGCGCAGUCUCCAAUAUCAGGGACAGCAGCUGCCACAAGCGCCGUGUCUUCUCAGCCGUCCCUUGUACGAGGACUGCCGCAGCCCUCUAAUACAAUUACUUCCUCACCUAUGAACGCCUCGCACCCUGAGAUGAGGCAAUCCGAGAGCAAUGACGGAUUCACCAGUCCAACUCCUAUUCCCGUUGAUACAACUACAAUGUCAGCUUACCAACAUAGUAGUUCCGCUGGGUUGCAAUCGGAAUUAUCAACAUAUGACCCUCUCGUAAGACUAGGCAAUACUAUGCAGGACGGUGGUUAUACUAUUUAUACGACAACUUUCAUAUCUAUAAGGACUCUUUACACGUUAACGACCAUAACUGUCUCACCUACCCUGACGACAUCCAUGCCAUAUACAACCGAAACGGAGGUCUUUACAACUACCUAUACAGUCGCGGCCCAGGCCCCAACGUCUGUCAUUACAACUACGAUUGUGGUUCCUUCAUCCAAAGCGGGUGACGCUUUCCGACCUUCGACAGCCCAGAUUGGCGGUAUAAUUGCAGGAUCCAUCGGCCUUCUCGCUUUCUUAGUAGCCAUCAUUAUCUACCUCGUCCUGCGAAAACGCAGAAGGAAGUUUGUCAUCGUUUCCCCGAACAGGACUCCAUGCCUUGAGUCUGACGCCGAAAUAGGCGAAGAUAGUGAUGGCCACGAUUUCCAGCGGCCCUUGACAACCCAGAUUCUCGCCAGCGCCUCUGACAGCGACUCCCUUGUUCUUCCUCCUUCAGGUCGACUCGGUUACGAUACUUCGAGAGUCUCCAGCUCCCCUUCUACAGUCAGCUAUCGGCAUUCAUCGCAUAGAGAGACCAUUAACUCAGUGAAUGACUUAACGACUGCGUAUUCACCGACUUCCUCUGUGGAUAUUAUCAAUAACUCCAAUGAAGAACAGUGUGCAGAGUCGUCAUCAUAUCCCUCUGCGCAGACCGAAUCCACCGAAUCUCUAGCGCCAAUGACACCUGGUCAGCCGGCGGAUCGCCUCCCGAGCAGACUGACCCAGUCUUCCCGUAAUGCAUAUGAAGAAGAGAUCGAACGGUUACGACAAGAAGUUUCGUCUCAGACAAACCGUCUGAGGUAUAUGGAGCAGAUGGGGCUCAUGGACAGUAGAUCCCCACCACCAUCUUACCGCUCGCGUAGAAGUGCUAUUUCACAGACUUUUGGUUCUUCCCUGUCACUGCCGCCGCCAUUACCUUCGCUCGAGAUUAACCACUAA
Desarmillaria tabescens is the source of this 2049-nucleotide messenger RNA. RefSeq lists its product as uncharacterized. NCBI's taxonomy places the organism in Eukaryota, Fungi, Basidiomycota, Agaricomycetes, Agaricales, Physalacriaceae. The coding region runs from base 1 to 2049 and encodes 682 amino acids. The transcript has 3 exons. The record is from RefSeq and is a predicted model, not a curated record.